GUUAUCGCUGGUGGCGGAAAAUCAAUGCCAGCCAUUAGUGCCUAUAAAGCGACGUGCCCAAUGUGAAAAUUGUUUAGUUUGUGGUGUACCUUUGAAAAUGAAGUUUAAUAAAGUGAUAUUGACCUCCGUGCUGCUGCUGGCCAUGGCCAAUAUAGCAGUAGCGCUAACAUUCGAUGAAGAGCGUUUGAGGCUUAAGCAAUUUGUCACAUCUGAAGAACGCAUUCGUUCCCAUGGCUAUCCGGCAGAAUCGCAUACCGUAGAAACCAGUGAUGGCUAUCUCUUAACACUAUUCCGCAUACCUUACUCCCCCAAAUUGAAUAAUCAGCAUGCGAAACGUCCAGCUUUUCUUUUGCAACAUGGUUUAUUCAGCAACUCAGAUUGUUGGCUAAGUAGCGGUCCGGACAACUCAUUGGCCUACUUGUUGGCCGAUGCCGGCUUCGAUGUUUGGCUGGGCAAUGCCCGUGGUAAUAUCUACUCGCGCGCAAAUGCGAAAAUAACCUUGAAUAGUCCGAAAUUUUGGAAGUUCAGUUGGCAUGAGAUCGGCACCAUUGAUAUUGCCGCUAUGAUUGAUUAUAUACGCGAUUUCACCGGCGAACAAGCCGUACAUUAUGCGGGCCACUCGCAGGGCACCACGGUGUAUUUGGCGCUCAUGUCUACCAGAAAAGAGUACAAUGCCAAGAUUAAAACGGCACAUCUAUUGGCGCCAUGUGCAUUCUUUGAGCAUGGCAGACAUGCCGUUUUCCAACUCGGCGCAUUGGUCGGCACACCUGGUGGGGUGUGGAACCGCCUUCUUGAGGAUAUGGAGCUGAUGCCUAAAAACGCUAUAGUAAAUCGCAUUGCAGACACACUCUGCGCGGAACAACCCGAUUUGGGCGCACAGUGUAAGAAAGUCGCGCUUUGGUAUGCCGGCGACGGUUACCGCAACACAAAUCUGACUUCCUUGCAAGUGCUGAUUGAAACCCAUCCGGGCGGGUCGUCCAGCAAUCAGGGUAUACAUUAUCUUCAGCUCUCUAAGUCACAUAAAUUCCGUCAAUUCGAUUAUGGCAUCAAGAAGAACCAAGAGGUUUACAAUCAAGAUACGCCUCCAGACUAUGAACUGAGUAAGAUUACUGCUCGCACUUACUCGUACUCAAGCGCCAACGAUGCUCUGUGCGGUCCACGCGAUGUCGACACAUUGGUGGCAAAUAUGCCGUAUCUAGUUGAGGACUAUCGCGUACCCGAUCCAAGCUGGAAUCACAUGGACUUCAUUGUUGCCAACCAAAUGCGUGAGGUUAUUAACGACCGUGUUGUAGGCGCCGCUAAGAAUUAUGAGAGAAUGUAAAGAUACAAAUAAAACAUAACCAAGCUGAAAA
Molecule: messenger RNA, 1352 nt
Organism: Bactrocera neohumeralis
Lineage: Eukaryota; Metazoa; Arthropoda; Insecta; Diptera; Tephritidae
Product: lipase 3-like
Exons: 3
Coding region: 98-1321 (407 amino acids)
Biological process (GO): lipid metabolic process
Molecular function (GO): hydrolase activity, acting on ester bonds
Source: RefSeq, a predicted model, not a curated record